Molecule: messenger RNA, 1606 nt
Organism: Girardinichthys multiradiatus
Lineage: Eukaryota; Metazoa; Chordata; Actinopteri; Cyprinodontiformes; Goodeidae
Gene: lrrc61
Product: leucine rich repeat containing 61
Exons: 9
Coding region: 211-996 (261 amino acids)
Biological process (GO): outer dynein arm assembly
Cellular component (GO): cytoplasm
Molecular function (GO): protein binding
Source: RefSeq, a predicted model, not a curated record
UCCCGCCGCUGAGCUCCACGGCCUGGUGGUGUGAUGUCUUGUCUCUAAUCCACCUGCCUGUUAUUACAGCACCAAUGAGCGUGUCCUUAUGCCACCUCUUGACAAAUGAUAAUUUCACAUUUCCUAAAUAAUUCCUGCCUCGCUUUGCGCUGGUUCAGCUGUCACCCUUUGUGACCUUUGUUUGAUUUGUCAACAUCAAAGUUGGCCAACAUGGACUGUAAGCGAGAAAGGGAGCAGGAUGCAGAGUGUGAGAAGAUAACCGCUGUGCUGCUGAAGUCACGAACGGGAGAAUUUGAUUUGGAAUCCAUUCUGUUUCUUAAGCUCAGAGGUCUUGGAGUACAUGAGCUUGGAUGCAUUGGGGAAUGUGUAAAUUUGGAGAGGCUGGACCUGUCUUUGAAUAAUGUCACAAAUCUUGGACCUCUAGCAUCUCUUCGGCUUCUCUCGGUGCUAAAUCUGUCUGCUAACAGAAUUUCUAAUAUAGAGCCACUUCGUAGUUGUGAAAAUUUACAAAAUUUAAAUUUAGCUGGUAAUAUCAUAUCCAGCACUGAGAGCCUACACUGCCUUCUUUCUCUGAAAAAGCUAGAAAACAUACGUCUGAGAGACAACACAUACAAUUACAGUAACCCAGUGUGCAGGAGCGCAUCAUACAGACCAGUUGUACUUGAGAUGUUCCCGAACAUCAAGGUGCUGGAUGGAGAGAGAGUUGUUGGACGAGGAAGUGAAUUGUACCAGUUGUGCAAAGACAUUGAUGAGACGAUUAAGGCUGGUUCAUACAAGAACGGCCAGCUUAUUGAACGUUCUGAUUGCAAGCCAUGGGUAGAAGAGGGUUACUGGGAGAUAAAGCGAUCAAACAAUGCCAUUAUUGAAGAAGCCUACAAACAGUUCAAUGAUGUUCUUCAUGAAUGCAGACUCCUGAACAACAGAGCCACUCAUGUGAUUUCCCAAACUGAGAGAUCCAUGAGCUUGAAGAAGCAGCCAAAGCAAUAUGCCAUCUGAACGGGGCUUUUUUGUACACACCUCUGUGCAACAUUGAGCAGCCUUUUUUUGCUUUGUAAUGAUGUAAUAUGACAAAUGUACUGUAGCUUUUGCAGAUAACCAUGCUAUAUCCAAAUGCUUUCUGAACAUCAUUGCCUAACACACAUGCUCUGUGCCGCAGUGUGUGGACUUUGCUGUUACUGUAUUCAUCCUAUGCAUUGGUUACAAGAAUAAUAAAUAUGUUGGUGGUUUGAAAACCUUCACUCAUACUGAUGCCCUUCAGUUUGGUUCAAAGAUGUCUUAACUUACGCAGUGUGCAUUUUGUACAAUGCCGUAGCCUGAAUUUAUGCUGAGAACUAUGCUGCUUACAAGAAUUUGUAUUGGUCUUUACUUACUGGGAGUUUAACAUUUUACAUUCCUGGUUAAAGAGUAAAUGUGUCCUACACUGUAUAUUUUUGCUAUUGUGUAUAUGCAAAGUUUGACUGAAUGAUUGUUUUGGCUCUUUCUACUUGUUUUUUACCAUAGGUUUUAUGUGUGCAACCAACUUCUUGAAAAUACAUUAUUUAUAAGCCUGUAAAAGUGUGUUUAAUCCUGACUUCCAUGUUUAUUUAGAUUAAAUUCAAAAAAUAUG